GAAACAGAAGCGAGCAAGGCGGAAGUAGUGAAAAACAAUCUUACUGUCUUCUCGUCCGGUGCCGGAGCGUUUUCAACGAGCUUGUCUGCAUCAAACACGCGUGUUGUGAAUCCCACGACGCCGAAACAUGGAUAGAUAGUGUUUGUUUCGUCGGAGUUACGGACCGGGUCCCCCACACAGAGAGGUUUGGCUUAUCACCUGGCUGCUCAGGUUGGACUGUCACGCAGGGAUUCAACACCCAUAAAGACAAGACACGAGAGUUUGGCCUCCUGUCAAAGUCCAGAGCCCCGCACUGUGGCCAUCAGGAUGGCUAACAGCACCGCUGCCCCGGGGAAGGCUCUCGGGACCCCUGGCCCUGCUGGCAGAAGUAGCCCCGAAGGAUCUCAGGUGCUCAGUAAAAAGAAGCUGCAGGACCUGGUGAGAGAGAUCGACCCAAAUGAGCAGCUGGAUGAGGAUGUGGAAGAGAUGUUGCUGCAAAUUGCAGAUGACUUUAUAGAGAGUGUAGUGACGGCUGCAUGUCAACUGGCACGCCAUCGCAAAUCCAACACCUUGGAAGUGAAGGAUGUCCAAUUACAUCUUGAGCGCCAGUGGAACAUGUGGAUCCCUGGUUAUGGUUCAGAUGAGAUCCGGCCGUUUAAGAAGGCUUGCACCACAGAGGCCCACAAACAGAGAAUGGCGCUGAUCCGCAAGACAACCAAAAAGUAGCAAGACUCUACACUAAUCUGUUGUACCAGCCCUUUGUGUUUUUUCUCUCGUUUUCAACUGGGAGUUGUAUUACUGAAGAUGAAGGAGAUGGUUGGGAUUGGAAUAUGGAAAUGGGUGGACGACCGGGUAUAUUUUUGACAGUGCAUAGUGUUGGUUUUUACCCAACUCUCCCCUAAAUUUUUUGGUGUUUUGCCAGCACCGUCACACAAUAAUCUAAUUUUUCUGUUCUUUUUUUUUUUCCAUUUUCUUGUCAUUCUACUUUGAAUGGGGAAAAACUAUUCAUUGUUAUUCUUAUUAUUUUCCCCAUUAAAUAUUUAUGGGGGUAUGUUUUUGGAUUGUGACCACUGUUGUUUCCACUAUGCCUUUUGAUAUUCUGGACUAUAUGGAUGCCAAUGUUAUUGAUUGUCCUGUCCCCCUAAAAUAUCUUAUCUUUGGAAUUAUCUCGCCAACAAUAGAUAAUCACAAAUAUUUGUAACCUAAGUGUAAGAAAGAUUGUGGCUAUUGUGUCCACUCUGUCACUAAAGUUAUUGGAUGCUGUUGGUUAUAAUUGUUUUGUAAAGGGGUUGCGCUACCAAAUUCAGACUGUAAAAGUUAGCCACAAAUAUACACAUGUUUUUUGCUUUUUUGUUAGGCAUGUACUCGCUGUUGUGUAUUAAGUGUUUCUGAAUGUAGUUUUACCACAUAAACAGACAUGUUUUUUUUUUUUCCCUCAACCAGCACCACAAAUGCAUACUUUUGCUUUUAUUUGUAUCCAAAUAAUGGAGAAUAAUGGAUCCCUGAUGUUGAUUUCUCCUGAGAUGUCGGAUGAAAAAUAAAUGGCUGUUAAUAUUCAA
This is a messenger RNA of Myripristis murdjan (pinecone soldierfish), 1538 nucleotides long. RefSeq names its product TAF12 RNA polymerase II, TATA box binding protein (TBP)-associated factor (gene taf12). The transcript is spliced from 6 exons. Lineage: Eukaryota; Metazoa; Chordata; Actinopteri; Holocentriformes; Holocentridae. Gene Ontology annotation, molecular function: protein heterodimerization activity; DNA binding; TBP-class protein binding. The coding region runs from base 307 to 705 and encodes 132 amino acids. The record is from RefSeq and is a predicted model, not a curated record. Gene Ontology annotation, biological process: DNA-templated transcription initiation; RNA polymerase II preinitiation complex assembly. Gene Ontology annotation, cellular component: SAGA complex; transcription factor TFIID complex.